UAAACGAUUGUGUCAGUCUUGUUCGUCGUUUAGCUUCCGGGGACGAGAUUCGGCGAGCUUUUGAUUCAGUCGUAACUAGUUCCGAUCAACGAAAUUAUCAACUUCUUUCUUAAAGAGGUCAUCAGAAGCAGAAGCAAUGAUUGGGUUGUUUAAAGUAAAGGAAAAGCAAAGAGAACAAGCUCAGAACGCUAGUAGAGGAGGAGGAGCUUCUGUUAAGAAGCAAUCUGCUGGUGAACUUCGUCUUCACAAAGAUAUAUCAGAGUUGAACCUUCCAAGCUCGUGUACGAUAUCUUUCCCUAAUGGCAAAGAUGAUUUGAUGAACUUUGAAGUCUCCAUUAAACCCGAUGAUGGUUACUACCAUAAUGGUACAUUUGUUUUCACGUUCCAAGUGUCUCCUGUGUAUCCACAUGAAGCUCCUAAAGUUAAAUGCAAAACCAAGGUUUAUCAUCCCAAUAUCGAUUUGGAAGGAAAUGUGUGCUUGAACAUCUUACGUGAAGACUGGAAACCUGUUCUUAACAUCAACACUGUUAUCUAUGGACUCUUUCAUCUUUUCACGGAACCAAAUUCUGAAGAUCCAUUGAACCAUGAUGCAGCACAAGUUUUAAGGGACAACCCUAAGCUGUUUGAGACCAAUGUCCGUAGGGCCAUGACUGGUGGGUAUGUUGGUCAAACCUUUUUCCCGCGCUGUAUCUAACAAAAACCUCUGAAGACGAUAAGAACCGAUGAAAGCCCCUUUAUCUGCCUAUUGUAUUCCUCAAAGAACCCUUGUUUAUUUGCUUUUGUGUAAGACUACAUUUCCCUUAGCUCGUGAUCUUUCUGAACUUUUAGUUCGUGAGAGUUCGACAAAGGAGACUGAAAAGGAAGUGAGUACUCAGAAAAUGUGGAUUCUGUAACAUGCUUGAUCUCUGUCUUAUAUUUUAUAAUUCUCCUCAAAUUCAGUUUGAUUU
This is a messenger RNA of Brassica rapa (field mustard), 947 nucleotides long. RefSeq names its product NEDD8-conjugating enzyme Ubc12. Lineage: Eukaryota; Viridiplantae; Streptophyta; Magnoliopsida; Brassicales; Brassicaceae. The record is from RefSeq and is a predicted model, not a curated record.